This is a messenger RNA of Lolium perenne, 2293 nucleotides long. Its product is annotated as L-type lectin-domain containing receptor kinase IX.1. NCBI's taxonomy places the organism in Eukaryota, Viridiplantae, Streptophyta, Magnoliopsida, Poales, Poaceae. Gene Ontology annotation, biological process: protein phosphorylation. Gene Ontology annotation, molecular function: ATP binding; protein kinase activity; carbohydrate binding. The record is from RefSeq and is a predicted model, not a curated record.
CCCUUGUCAUUCUCCAAGCCUCGCCGCCCAACUCAAGAAAGCCUUUUUCCUCCAUCUCCAUGGGGAUCUCCGUCGCCGUCCCCUCCCUCCUCCUCCUCCUCCUCCUACCACCGGCCGCCGCGCACUUCUCCUUCACCUACAACUUCACCGCCGCCUCGGCCUCCGACUCGGCGCCGUCCGGCAUCUCCUUCCAGGGCGACGCCUUCUUCAACAAGUACAUCCGCCUCACCCGCGACGAGCGCGUCGGCCCGCUCACCAGCAGCGCCGGCCGGGCCUACUUCUCCCGCCCCAUCGCGCUCUCCGACCCCAUCACCCGCCGCCUCGCCUCCUUCGCCUCCUCCUUCGCCUUCUCCAUCUCCGCUCCCGAGCCCUCCGCCGCAUCCGGGGAUGGCCUCGCCUUCUUCCUCUCCCCGUUCCCCUCCGUCCUCCCCAACAGCUCCGCCGGCGGCCUCCUCGGCCUCUUCAACUCCUCCACCCGCGACGCCAUCAUCCCCCUCGUCGCCAUCGAGUUCGACACCUUCCGGAACGACUGGGACCCCAGCGACGACCACGUCGGCAUCAACCUCGGCGGGAUCGUCUCCGACGCCACCGCCGACUGGCCCACCAGCAUGAAGGACGGACGCACGGCGCACGCGCGCGUCGCCUACGACGGCGACACCAAGAACCUCACCGUCGCGCUCUCCUACGGCGAAUCUCCCCCCACGGACGUCGUCCUGUGGUUCGCCGUCGAUCUGCGAGAACACCUACCCGACGCCGUGGCCAUCGGCUUCUCCGCCGCCACCGGCGAGGCCGCCGAGCUGCACAAGGUGCUCUACUGGGAUUUCACCUCCAGCGUCGACCCCGAGAAGGGGACCAUUAUGCUGUGGGUGGCAUUAGGGGUGUGCGGGUUCCUUGUUGUGCUCAUCGGCGCAGGGGUUGUUUGGUUCGCCAAGGAAUGGAGGAAGGCCGGGGAACCCGUCCUCUAUGGCGACAUUGACAUCGACGACGCAAUGGGGUACGAGGAGCUCGGCGAUGAUGAGUUCGUCGUGGAGAGCGGGCCAAGACGGUUCCGUUACGCCGAGUUGGCGUCAGCGACCAAGAAUUUCUCCGAGGAGAGGAAGCUCGGGCAGGGCGGGUUCGGUGCGGUCUACCGGGGUUUCUUGAAGGAGCUUGGUCUGGAGGUGGCCAUCAAGAGGGUCUCCAAGGGGUCGACACAGGGCCGCAAAGAGUACGCCGCCGAGGUGCGCAUCAUCAGCCAAUUGCGACACCGCCAUUUGGUCAGGCUCGUCGGGUGGUGCCAUGAGCACCGUGGCGAUUUCUUGCUUGUGUAUGAGCUCAUGCCCAAUGGCAGCGUCGACCACCACCUCUACGGAAAGGGCGUGCUCCUCACCUGGCCGACGCGGUAUGACAUUGCUCUAGGCCUCGCCUCGGCGCUGCUCUACCUCCACGAGGAGUGUCGGCAAUGCAUCGUGCACCGCGACAUCAAGCCGAGCAAUGUGAUGCUGGAUGCCGCCUUCAGUGCCAAGCUUGGUGACUUUGGCCUUGCUAAGCUUGUUGAGCAUGGCAGCCAGCCCUACACCACCGUCCUGGCUGGCACAUUGGGGUACUUGGCGCCAGAGUGCCUGACGACAGGCAAGUCGAGCAGGGAGUCGGACGUGUACAGCUUCGGCGUGGUGGCAUUGGAAAUCGCUUGCGGGCGGCGGCCAGCAGAGCUAACCGAGGAGCCGAGCAAGGCAAGACUGGUGCCGUGGGUGUGGGAUCUGUAUGGGAAGAAAGCCCUUCUUGAAGCGGCAGACUGGAGGUUGAAGGGAGAGUUUGAUGAGAAGCAGAUGGAGCACCUGAUGGUCGUCGGACUAUGGUGUGCUCAUCCUGACUACACACAUAGACCAAGCAUCAGGCAGGCCCUGAAUGUGCUGAAACUCGAGGCGCCACUGCCUGUGCUGGCACCCAAGAUGCCAGUACCAACGUUCUUCCCUUUGCCUGACUUGGCCACUUCGGUAGUAUCAGUUGAAGCUUUGUCAAGCUCAGAUUACCCAGGCGUUAAUGAGUAUGAAUCGUCAGCUCGCAGCGGGCCGUCAUCGAGGGAUAGACUUCUGGAGCCAUGAAUGUGGAUUUUGGGAGUUGAACCUAGCUUUCAUCGAAAUUUUGGUUGUUUCUUGUUGUACUGCACAUGGAGGUGUGAUCGAUUUGAAUUUGGGUUUGUAUGACAACAAUGGGCUUGUCAAAAGGACAGCACAAAAUGUUCGUCGCAGUUUGAACAAUUCUAUGUCGACUGCAGAGUAUACACAGAGUUUUAUACAUAGCUUCCAUCAAA